Molecule: messenger RNA, 1005 nt
Organism: Corylus avellana
Lineage: Eukaryota; Viridiplantae; Streptophyta; Magnoliopsida; Fagales; Betulaceae
Source: RefSeq, a predicted model, not a curated record
AUGAAUCAAGGCACCUUCAGGGUUGGACAAAGCUAUCCCAUUAGUUUCACGUCAUCAACAGAUAUUCCCCUGUAUCAAACAGCAAGAUUUUUCGAGCAGCCAGCUUCAUAUGAGUUUGAAAUCCUUGAUUAUGGGCUUUAUUAUGUUCGUCUCCAUUUCUAUCCCUACAUGCACGGGAAGACUAAUCUGAUCCCCAACUCCCGAUUCGACGUUUCGAUUGCUAAUUUUUCUCUCUUGUCAAACUUUGGUAUUGAAAAGAAUAGUAAAUUACCUGUGAUUCAGGAAUUCUUACUCACUCUCAAAGGAGGAGUGUUCAACCUCCACUUUGCUCCUCGUGGAAAGUCCAUAGCUUUCGUGAACGCCAUAGAAGUAUUUCUAGUCCCAGAUAAAGAUUUCGUCAUGGAUGAUUUUCCUGUGAUUACUCCCACGGGGAAACAGGCAACAUACGUUGGCGUACGGUCUCAGGUUUUGCGCACAAUUCACAGGGUCAAUGUUGGAGGUCCAGAAACCAAUGACACACUGUGGCGGCCAUGGAUACCGGAUGAUGCUUUUCUCCUUUCCCCUGCAUCUGCAAAAACAUGUCCCCCUUAUAAUGGCGAGGUUAGAUAUGAUGUUCUUGGUGCUAAUAUUUAUAGUGCCACGGAUGUUGUCUACAACACUUGCAAAGAAUUGGCUUCAAAUUCUUCUCUCAUAACUUGGCGUUUUGAUGUGAGCAAGAAUGCCAGACACCUGCUUCGGCUGCACUUCUGCGAUAUUAUUAGCUUAAGGUCUGCUGUAGUCAAGUUCGAUGCUUCUAUUUAUAGCAAUUUCAAACAGAUGAUUUAUCCUUACGAUCCUUUCAACAAAGUUGUGCAGUUGUCAGCUCCGUUUUAUUGGGAUUUAUUGGUUGAUUCAGAUGAUUCGGGAGUUAUCUCUGUUAGCAUAGGGCCUAGACAGGAUUCUACAAAUAAAAAUGCUUAUCUUAAUGGACUGGAGAUUUUGGAGUUUUCCAAGGAAUUGAAUUGA